This is a messenger RNA of Striga asiatica, 363 nucleotides long. Lineage: Eukaryota; Viridiplantae; Streptophyta; Magnoliopsida; Lamiales; Orobanchaceae. The record is from the annotation of a GenBank genome assembly.
AUGUGGGUUGAGAAAACAUGGGUCAAAGAAUGCAAUGGGGCAUCUUGGGGUAAUAGGGAACACUCUAGAGGCUGGCAAGAGACUGAUAAGCCAGUUGCUGGAAGGGAUCUAAAUUCAGGAAUACUUGGUGCUACCAUUGGCGCUGAGGGGAUCAAAAAGAGAUAUUUUCAAAUUUGUCGUGAAAGUAGCCCAAAAAAGAGUAACAAUUGGAGGAAUGGAUUUCUUAUCAUCAAAGCUGUGAUAAAUGCUUUAUCGGCUUUUGUGAAGUUGUCUAGCAAGUGUCUUGGUUCAACUGGUAUCCCAAGAGGUUAUCAUUAUCCCUAUCGAGCCAUGGACCACCAAAUCGACCUUCCCUCAAGUUAA